AUGAAUGUUCCAUAUGAAAAAAUCCAGGAAAAUCAGAUAAUUGAUCAGUAUGCAAUUUCAUUACUCGAUAUUGCUGAAUAUUUUCGAACUUCGAAUCCACCCAAAUAUAAAAUGGCAAUUAAAUGUGUUAAGGCUUGUUUUAAAACUCCAAUUUCUCAAGAAAUGAACGCUUGUGCGUCAUUUGAGCUUGGCAAACUGUAUUUUUAUUACACGCGGAACAUCGAUCUCGCGAAAUUCUAUUUAGAGCAAGCGUAUCGCUGUAUGAAAGAACUGGGCACAGUACUGACAAAAAAUCGUAUUGAAACUGCAUGUUUAUUAUCGGAAGUUUAUAUGCAGUUGAAAAUGUAUGAACCAGUUAAACAAAUCUUGAAAGAAGAAGUCCCUUAUUCUCGUGAAUUUCAUCAAUUCUAUGCAUGGCUUUUGUUUCUGUUGGCUGAAGCUUAUGGCACUACGGGCGAUUGGUAUAAUGCAAAUGAAAUUAUUUCAACCGGGAUAACUAUUUUUGAGCAACUUGAAAAUGCACCACUUGAGUGCUUCUUUCGGCUAUCUCAAGCAUUGGUAAAAACUCUUCUGAAAAACACAAAAACUUGUCUUCGUCAGCUUCAGUCACUCGUACAGACAAUGAAAUCAACCUAUGACGAAAAUACUUCUCAGUGGCCAUUGUUUGACUGGAUGGGAAAGGAAACCUUAACUGCUUUAACUUAUUUACUUACAGUUAUUCAAAGCAUUCAUAAUUGCCAAAUGCCUAGAGCAUAUAAAUACCAUACAAUUGCUCUUCGUCAUAUCAAUGAUAUGAGACGUCUUAUGGUUAGAAGUGAUUGGCCUGUGAUAAGAAGAAGAGCGCUUGAAGCCUUGGCUGCAUUUGAAAUUAUCCUUUUUGAAAAUAUUGCAACUGCUCAGUUAAUGGUUGCAAAACCAUAUGAAGCCAUUUCCGUGAUAAAUGUGAUGGUUGAGAAAAUGCGGUUAAAUGCUGACUUAUUUAAUUGUUUCGAGCCUCAGCUGCAUACUUUACUAGGAAUAUACUGUUGGUCGGUACGAUUACCAGAAAAUGCUGAACGUCAAUUUCAAGCUGCUCUGAGAACAGCCAAGGAUACCGAUACAUGGAUAGUAAUAAAUUUAAGUUUAGCAAUCGUUUAUCUUUUAACUUGUAAGGGAAGCGAUUUUUAUGGCCUUUUUGAACGUAUUACACCCGGUAAACUACAAUCAAGUUCGCCUCUUCUGAAAGCUUCGGCUCAUUUUGUUCAUGCUCUCCAUUCAUAUCUUCAGUCAAGACUGCAAGAGGCUAAAAGUCAUUUGACUGAUAGUGUAACAAUAGUUCGAGAUGAAGGUGCUCCAAGAAUUCAAGCUUUAGCCACAUUGUUAUCUGCCAAGCUUGUGUCUCUAGAAGCACCUGACAUGCUGCUUGCGGCAAAUAAUUGGGCGGUCAAAAGUGCUGAUAAUUCAUUAAUUUUGUGGUCAAAUCACUUGAUCUACGAAUUGCAAUUGCAAUUCGGCCACACAGAGCAAGCGCAAUUUGUGAAACAGAAAGUUGAUCAAGUACAGCAACGAUUAAAUGCAAAUAUUCAACAGGCUCUCCUUGCGCCAGCUCAUUCUCUUAUUCAGAAUGGUUCGACUCCUGUCAACGAUGAGAAUGAACUUAUUAUAAAAAAAUCUUUAUGA
Messenger RNA from Dracunculus medinensis (Guinea worm), 1659 nucleotides. NCBI's taxonomy places the organism in Eukaryota, Metazoa, Nematoda, Chromadorea, Rhabditida, Dracunculidae. The record is from the annotation of a GenBank genome assembly.